Messenger RNA from Pipistrellus kuhlii (Kuhl's pipistrelle), 954 nucleotides. Its product is annotated as leukocyte surface antigen CD47-like. Lineage: Eukaryota; Metazoa; Chordata; Mammalia; Chiroptera; Vespertilionidae. Gene Ontology annotation, biological process: positive regulation of cell-cell adhesion; positive regulation of phagocytosis; positive regulation of inflammatory response. The coding region runs from base 1 to 954 and encodes 317 amino acids. The transcript is spliced from 7 exons. Gene Ontology annotation, cellular component: extracellular exosome; plasma membrane. The record is from RefSeq and is a predicted model, not a curated record. Gene Ontology annotation, molecular function: thrombospondin receptor activity.
AUGAUGACUUCAAAGCUUCUGAUGCCAAAUACUAUACAUCUUACAACACAGAUUGCUGAAUUUAUUCCCAAUACUCUUGUUAAAGAUCCGCUAAUAUUUACUUCAAUCAAAUCUGUGAUAUAUACCGAUAACAAUAAAACUGUUCUCAUCCCAUGCUUAUUCACUAAAUUGGCGGCAAAGAGCCUUAAAGAAAUGUUUGUAAAGUGGAAAUUCAGAGACAAAUACAUUUUGAACUAUGAUGGAAAUAAAAAUAAAUCCACGGCCACCAGGGAAUUUUCAAGUGCUUACAUCAUACCAGGUGCACUACUAAAAGGCAGUGCCUCUUUGAUGAUGAACAAGAACCAAGCUGUCCCAGGAAAAUACACUUGUGAAGUUUCAGAAUUAACUAAAGAAGGCAAAACCACCAUAGACCUGAAAUAUGUUGUUUUAUGGUUGUCUUCAAAUGAACAUACGCUUAUUAUUAUUUUCCCAAUGCUGGCUGUGCUUAUGUUCUGGGGAAAUGGUAUUGUCAUACUUAAAUAUAAUUCCAAUAUUACGAAGGAGAAAAUCAUCAUUUUAUCUGUGACUGGACUAAUCCUCAGUAUAUUUGUCAUUGUUGGAGUCAUUUUAUUCACCCCAGGUAUAUAUUCAACAAUGAGGGCCACUGGACUCGGUUUAAUUGUAGUACCUACAAUAAUAUUAGUAUUAUGUCAGACCUCUAUGUUUAUUAUAGCUCCAGUUAAUGGGAUGCACUACGUCAACAUCAUCUUAUUGGCCAUGCAGGCUCUGGGCCUCUCUAUCACUCUGGCCGGACUAAGCCUCUCUGUCUCAGAUUGCAGCCCAGUGCAUAGUUCUCUUCUGAUUUCAGGCUUGGUUAUUACAGCCUUAGUGUCAUUACUGGGAUUAGUUUAUCUAAUAUUUGUUGGUAAGUCAACUUUGUUUUUGUUAGUCUAUGCGAAGAAUUCCAAAUCAUAA